Messenger RNA from Punica granatum (pomegranate), 1486 nucleotides. The record is from RefSeq and is a predicted model, not a curated record. Lineage: Eukaryota; Viridiplantae; Streptophyta; Magnoliopsida; Myrtales; Lythraceae.
CCCUCCAUACAUCUCCUCCCCUCAGCAGCCAGAUCCACUCUUUGAGUUAAGCUAAGCAGAGCAAGACAGAGAGCUCUUGAGCUUUCUCCUUCCCCCUCAGCCUCCGGAAUUCGGUCUAUCCUCGUCAAUGGAGGCUUCAGUCGCGUUUUACGCACGCGGGGCCUUCCUUCCCACCACCUCCUCCAAGCACUCCUCUGCUCUGGUCUCCCCACCUUCCUCCAUUUCCCCUUCCUUCAGCUCCAAGAUUCUGAAGUCCAGCUCUCUUUUCGGCGAAUCGCUCCGGACGGUGCCCAAGUCAUCCCUGAAGGGCUCGAAGCUGAAGAGCUCUAACACUUCCACAACCCGAUGUGAGAUUGGAGAUAGCCUGGAAGAGUUCCUUACCAAGUCAACCUCCGAUAGAGGCCUGAUCAGGGUAAUGCUCUGCAUGGGAGAGGCUCUCAGGACCAUCUCUUUCAAGGUGAAGACUGCUUCCUGUGGAGGAACUGCCUGCGUUAACUCCUUCGGUGAUGAGCAACUCGCAGUCGAUGUGCUUGCCGACAAGCUUCUCUUUGAGGCCUUGGAGUACUCCCACUUCUGCAAGUACGCGUGCUCCGAAGAGGUGCCCGAGCUUCAAGACAAGGGAGGCCCCGUCGAAGGUGGAUUCAGUGUUGCUUUUGACCCGCUUGAUGGCUCGAGCAUUGUGGACACAAACUUCACCGUCGGGACUAUCUUCGGGGUGUGGCCUGGAGACAAGUUGACCGGUGUAACAGGACGGGACCAAGUUGCUGCAGCAAUGGGGAUUUUUGGUCCACGGACAACAUACGUCCUUGCCCUUAAGGAUGCUCCCGGGACCCAUGAGUUUCUUCUUCUCGAUGAAGGGAAGUGGCAGCACGUGAAAGACACAACUGAAAUUGGUGAAGGCAAGAUGUUCUCUCCUGGAAACCUGAGGGCCACAACUGACAACCCGAACUAUGCUAAGCUUAUUGAUUACUAUAUCAAAGAGAAGUACACAUUGAGGUACACUGGAGGAAUGGUGCCCGACGUUAAUCAGAUUAUUGUAAAGGAGAAAGGAAUAUUCACAAAUGUGGCAUCACCAUCAGCUAAGGCGAAGCUGAGGCUACUAUUCGAGGUGGCCCCUCUCGGGUUCUUGAUUGAGAAAGCUGGGGGCUACAGCAGCGACGGGACCCAAUCGGUGCUAGACAAGGUGAUCGACAACCUUGACGACCGGACUCAAGUCGCCUACGGGUCAAAGAACGAGAUCAUCCGGUUUGAGGAAACCCUGUAUGGUUCAUCCCGACUUAAGGCUGGGGUCCCUGUUGGAGCUGCAGCUUAAUGAACAGCCUCUACCUACUUUUUCUAUGGGUUUUGUUUUCGCCGAAAUCUGGUGUAUUUUGCAUAUAUAAGUACAAACUUUUUGCAAUAGUAGUUGAUUGUUCCAAAUGAAGUGCGAUGACAUUGGUUCCGUCGUAAGAUUGGUGCGUCAAAUAAUACUUUGCAUUAAAAUAAA